CACUCAACUAAAAUUCGCAGUAUAAUGCAAAAUUUCAUUUCUCAAGUAAUACCCGAUGUUUCAAAUCGUUUUUUAAGUAAACUAUGCACUCCAUCAGGUCAAGGCAUCCCACCACCAAGUCAUGAAGGUGGAUACAAGAUUUACAAAACUCUAUUUUUCCUACUUGGAAUACCGGUUAUAAGUUUAGCAGCUAUGAAUGCUAUGUACAAAAAAUCAUUGAGAGAAUGCGAAAGACCACCUUUUAUUAAAUACGAAUAUUUACGUAAGAGGGACAAAAGAUUCCCAUGGGGAGAUGGUACGAAAACAUUUUUCCAUAAUCCAGCCACAAAUCCUUUACCAGACGGAUACGAAGAUGAACUUGACUGAAUAAUAUACAUUUAAUAAAAAUUAUGAACC
Messenger RNA from Diorhabda carinulata, 396 nucleotides. RefSeq names its product cytochrome c oxidase subunit 6A1, mitochondrial-like. Gene Ontology annotation, cellular component: mitochondrial inner membrane. The transcript has a single exon. Gene Ontology annotation, molecular function: enzyme regulator activity. The coding region runs from base 25 to 366 and encodes 113 amino acids. Gene Ontology annotation, biological process: mitochondrial electron transport, cytochrome c to oxygen. The record is from RefSeq and is a predicted model, not a curated record. NCBI's taxonomy places the organism in Eukaryota, Metazoa, Arthropoda, Insecta, Coleoptera, Chrysomelidae.